Xiphophorus maculatus (southern platyfish) is the source of this 3532-nucleotide messenger RNA. RefSeq lists its product as uncharacterized. Bases 103 to 2550 code for a protein of 815 amino acids. Gene Ontology annotation, biological process: signal transduction; proteolysis; regulation of apoptotic process. Lineage: Eukaryota; Metazoa; Chordata; Actinopteri; Cyprinodontiformes; Poeciliidae. Gene Ontology annotation, molecular function: protein binding; cysteine-type endopeptidase activity. The transcript is spliced from 21 exons. The record is from RefSeq and is a predicted model, not a curated record.
CGCCUCAUUGGGUGCGUCACGCACAUCCUGAAAGCUUUCCAGUUGUGUAUUUUCUUCGUUUUGUUUUUGCCGGACGAAGUUUGGAAACUUCAGAGUCGAACAAUGACAGGUUUGGUACUUCAGAAAGUGAAAUAUCGAUUUGUGUACAAGGUGUCCAGACAUGUACUUCGUCGUCUCGUGGACCUCCUUUUAAAAGACCAUGUUUUGAAUGGAGAAGAAGAGGAUAUAAUAUGUGAGGGAAGGUAUAGUAGGGCCGAUCAGGCACGUAGUCUCAUUGACUAUGUGAUCAGAAAAGGAGAAAGAGCCAGCACAAGGCUGAUUUAUCACCUACAGAACAUAGACCCAGUUCUUCACAGUGAGUUGGGUCUGUCCAGUGAUCAACCUGGUCUGUCAGUCCAAUUAACUCCAUCUGUGCCAACUGUGGAAGACUUCUUGAAAACCAUAAGGACUAACCCAGAGGUCUAUCCUGUGACCCAAACUUCCUUGAAGAACCGCGUAGCUCUGCUGAUCACUAAUAUCAAGUUUUCUGAGGAAUCAAUGAACAGAAGGGGAGCAGAGAAAGACGAGGAGAACAUGGAGAGACUGCUUUCAUAUCUGGGGUAUGAGGUGGUGAAAUACACAAACCUCACUGGAAAGGCGAUUGAUGAGGCUUUAAUUGACUUCACUAAACAUCCCAAACUAAAACACACUGACAGUGUGUUUGUGGUUCUCAUGUCUCAUGGGAAGCUGGGGAAAAUUCUUGGGGUUGACUGGAAAGAGGACAAACCAGAUGAAUUUCCAAUCAACAACAUUUUCAAACACUUGGGCUCCAAGAGUUGUCCAGAGCUAAGAGAUAAACCAAAGGUCAUCAUCAUUCAGGCCUGCAGAGGAGGACACAGUGCAGGUUAUGUUCUACAAUCUGAGAACCAUGCAGCAGACAUGCUUCAUCAUUUAAUUUUGGAAAAAGACUUCAUUUACCUUUCAUCUUGUAUUCCUGACAAUGUGUCGUACAGACAACGAGAUCGUGGGUCUCUCCUCAUCCAGAACAUUGUGGAGGUUUUCAGUCCAGAGUCGUAUCAGGAAGAUAUUUAUGGACUUUUUGAGAAGAUAGAAAUGGAGACACAACAAUACUCUUUUGAUCAACAAAUGAUGUCAGAGAUGACUAGAAACACACUGACAAAGCAUUUUUACCCCUUAACAGGAAUCAGAAAAAUGAGUGUCUUGGUGAAGGAAGACAAAGACACAGUUACAGAUGCAUUCUCAGAAAGUGAGGGCUGUAGCUAUGGAACAUCCACUAAGGUCAGCUCACACGAGAAGGAGGAGCAGGAGGAGCGAGAGGAGGAUGAAGAAGAUGAGCAGGAGGAGGAAGAUGAAGAGUCUGCUCACACAUUCAAGUUCUGCUGUGAAAAAUGUAAAAGCAUCACUCAGACCCACGGCACAAAGCUUGUUACUCCCCAGAGGAUUUCAAACGGACGUUUCCAAAUGCAGCUGGAAGGAGAAGGCUCAUACGAGUGUUCGGUCACCGGUCUGGUUUUUGAAGCAAGCGAGUCGGUUCUGGUGCGGUAUUCGGUCUUAUCCUGGUCCAAGUUUGGCUCGUUCUUACCCAACUCCUGGAAAUUUGCUGGACCAAUCUUCGACAUCGACGCUGUCAACAAGGAGGCGUCUGUGCUCACAUCCAUCCACCUCCCCCACUCUGUUUGCUUAGGCCAGACUCUUGACAAUGCCGUGUCAUUCAAGAUCUUGCAUGUUGUCGAUGAGGAUUUCAGUGAGGCUUUCAUUGAGCCACCUUCAGGCUACUCAGGUAGCCACGUUAAGUGGAGCGUGAGGUCCCUGUCCCCCGUGUGUCCCAUCAUUCCAGCUGAUGAACAGGCUGAAUAUCAUGGCAUGGUUAUGAUCUACAAACAGAUGAACACCAACAACAUCUUCCAUGUGUACCUGGUCCUAAAUAACGUCUCUGCCAUUAAAGAUGUAUGCGAACAGGUUCAGAGCUACCAAAAUAAAUACGUCAGGGUGACUAAAUCCUCCAUGUGCAGACUGGUUGAGGGGAUAUUUCGCUUUUCGAGUGAGCCGGUGGGAGUGGUCAGACCUCAGGAGCUGGAAUUUACACUAGCUGAGAUAGCGGUAAAAGGCUUUUUCGAGGUCUUCUUUGACAAGCAGCCUCCGUUUGAAUGGUCUCUACGAAAGAGGAGAACGGAUGAGGUCGUCUGGUCUGCCGCCAUCAGAGCAGACGACUGGCAAGCUGCAUUAAAAGAAAACCCAAGGAAAAGAGCCAGAUGUGACGAUGAAUUGAGAGCAAAGAGCCAUCGGGGUCAGGACCUGUCAGAGAAGCAGCUCCUGCGGGUCGCCAGUAAGUUUGGGUCAGAGUGGAAGGAGGCAGCCAUCUACUUAGACUUACUGAGCAAAGAUCUGGAUGACAUCCUGGAGAAAGAGAAUGAUGUGACCAUGCAGAAGCAUAGGAUGCUGGUAAUGUGGAAGAACAGAAGGAGGCAAGGAGAAGCUACUGCGUCUGCCCUGUUGGAAAGUUUGAAAGAUAUGGAUAAGUUGUCCACAUUUAAUGACGGCAGACGAUGAACGCAUGGACGAAUAAGAAAAUCCAUAAAAAUGGAUUCAGUUACACCCACUCAGAGACGAUAUCAAAGAAACGGGGACGCCUGCUGGAGACUUUGUGGAUCUAAAGGAGCCGACCACUUCUAUGUUGUACUUGGGCAAGCUACAGUUGGACACAUGGACCAAUAAAGACAAAAAACUGCUGGCUAUAGUAAGAAAGCCAUCACAAGGAAAUGGCUAAAACCAGAUCCACCCACUAUCGAUGAAUGGAUUGAAAUUGUUUACCAGAAUUAUGCUAUGGAAAAGAUUUCUUUUUCCCUCCAAGUUGAAAGAGGAACAUUUUAUACCAAAUGAACUGAGUAUGUAAAACCAAUUAGAUCUGACUUCAUUUGAUUGUUCUUGUGAAUGAUGUGUCCUGCCCUUUUUAUCUUCUUGUGCUUUUUAUUGCUCGAGGCGGUGCAAUCCCCAUUUUUGUUAAAGUUUCUUCAUUUUUCUUAUCGUUCACAACUAAAAUUUGUAAUAGUCUGUAAAAGAAAAUACCAGAAAGGCGGUAUGGACAAAAUCACUUGGACUCUCUGUGUCCUGUGACAUGUUCAUGAAGGUUCCCCUUGUGAAGCUGCUGGACAGUGUAUGAAUGUGUGUUUACCAUUUUAGGUCAAAUCCUGUAGAAUAUUUAGUAAAGCAGCAUUAAAACAGAUUCAUAUUCUUGAGGUGAAUUAUGCCAUCGUUUACUCAUCAUGUGAGUGUGACUCAGUGGAAAGAUGAAUGCAAUUGGGUGAAUCUGGGUGUGUAAAGUGGUUUGUGUGGUCAGUAUAAUUGAAAAAGUGCUAUGCAGAAAUUGGAUCUAAUUACCAUUUAUGUUCACCAUGUUCUUUAUAUAUCGUUUUAUCUAUUACAAUUUAUUUUUUUUACUCGUGGUCAAAUUUUAUACACCUAUUUAACUGCAUGUAAUAGGUUUUCUAUUGUGUACCAGACAAGAAUAAAUAUGUUGUAUUUGUAAAAUAAA